ACGAAUGGGUUCAGGGUCUCGAAAUGAUUUUUGAGGUCAUGGACUGUCCUGAUCGUUACCGCGUGUUAUGCGCACAAAUCCAGCUGACCGGUGAUGCCCGACUCUGGUGGAAUGCCUAUUGGAGUAUGCAUCCCGGUGAAAAAGAAGGUUGUACGUGGGAUCGAUUCAAGGAGUUGAUCCGUGAGAAGUACUAUCCCUUGUAUUACCGAGCAGAGAUGGAGCGCCAGUUCCUGGCACUCAGACAGGGUACUCGUUUUGUUGACGAGUACGAGAGAGAGUUUACCCGACUCGGAGCCUUUGUACCCGAUCUUGUGAGUACGGAGGCGAAGAGAGCUCAUCGUUUUACUGACGGACUUCUCCCAGCAGUCCGUCACAACAUCGUAGGUCACGGCGUCCAGACCUACGCCCGUACAGUCGCCAUUGCCCAAGAAGUAGAUGCCAGUAUCCAGAAGCUAUCUCGACACCAGCCCAGUCAAUUGCUCAGCCACCAGUCCAGCCCAACGUUGCCCAGCCAUCAAAGAAUCAGAAGAAGAGGAAGUUCAGAACGACUCUUGACGAACGGAGGACUCGCCCCAGACAGAGACCAACUUGCCCGACAU
Striga hermonthica is the source of this 599-nucleotide messenger RNA. Lineage: Eukaryota; Viridiplantae; Streptophyta; Magnoliopsida; Lamiales; Orobanchaceae. The record is from the annotation of a GenBank genome assembly.